Xyrichtys novacula (pearly razorfish) is the source of this 3890-nucleotide messenger RNA. The record is from the annotation of a GenBank genome assembly. Lineage: Eukaryota; Metazoa; Chordata; Actinopteri; Labriformes; Labridae.
AAUCAUCACUGAACUAUCACGGAGGAGGAAAAAGAGAACUAAAAAAAGGGGAUGUGUUGAUACAUUUCUGCUGUCAAAAUGUCGGCGCACGAUCAGCUGGUGCUCUGUUUGUGUGAAUUAAUCAGGUAAGGUGAAAACCUUUCAAACUUUGAGUAUAAACUCAUAGUUAAAACAUGAAAUCUCCAUUAUGGCCGGUUAUUUCACAGUGUGUUAGCAGCUACAAUGCUAAUAGCUUUUAAAGCAACGAUGGUAACAGAUAGUAACGUCUUUACGUCAAAUACGUCAAUAUCGAAUUAACGUAACCGAUGUCGAUGUUAUAUAGACAAAAAAUGCUUCAUUUAAGAUAUGGAUAUUAAUAUUUCUGAAUUUUAUAUGUUUUUGAAUGUUUUAAGUCAACAAUAAAUGAUUUAAUUUUUUUACAUGACAAAAACCUGGCAGUUGAACAGGGGUGUGUAGACUUUUUAUAUCCACUGUAGGCCAGAUGUUCACAGUCUAAGUAUUGGAGUCCUAGUCCAGGUCUUGUUCUAAAGUGGUUUUGGCUAAAAAAAAAAAAAAAAGUCUGUGAAAUCCUUAGUUUUUACAUAUUUAAUUUUUGAAAAAAUGGUUUGCAUAUGAAUCUUGUACCUUAAAAAAGUCUGACCCUGAUCUUAACAGACUGUAGCCCCACCAUUUUCUGUCUCAAGCCUGGGUUUGAUGGAUCUGGAGCAGGUCCUACUCUGAUGUGUUGUGAAGAGUCAAUAUAAAUUCCAUAAAUCUGAAACCAUAUUUUAAAGAGGGUCUUGUCUCCCCAGGGUCAAAUAGUCAAUUUUUUCUUUACCUUGGAGUUUAAUCUUUGUGUUUCAGGUUACUGUGGAAGUUGUUGCUGCCUCUGCUGUUUCUGUGUGUGCUGUUGAUUGCCGUCCUGGUCCUGCUGGUAGUUGCUGUCCGUUUCUGGCUUCAGAGUAGCAGGAAUGCUCGGCGAGCGAGAGAUGGACGGCCAACUGUUGCGUUCUUCCACCCUUACUGCAACGCUGGAGGCGGGGGAGAGAGGGUGCUCUGGUGUGCCAUCAGGGCGCUUCAGAACAGGUACAGCCUUCAUAAUAAUGUUCAUUAACUGUUGUUCUUAGCUCCUGUACUGACAACUGUGUCUUUCACAGGUACGUGGAUGUUAACUUUGUGGUGUACACGGGGGACCUGGGUGUGACGGGGCAGCAGAUUGUGGAUGGAGCUCGUCGUCGGUUCAACAUCGUCCUUCCCCGUCCCGUUCAGUUUGUGUUCCUGAGGCACCGGCUGCUGGUGGAGCCUGGUCUGUUUCCUCACUUCACUCUGCUGGGACAGAGUGUGGGCUCCAUCUUCCUGGGAUGGGAAGCUCUGACAGAGUUUGUCCCAGACCUUUACAUUGAUUCCAUGGGCUACGCUUUCACUCUGCCCCUGUUCCGUUAUCUUGGAGGCUGCAGCGUGGGGAGUUAUGUGCACUACCCCACCAUCAGCACAGACAUGCUGUCAGUGGUGAGAGAAAGGAACCCCAGGUAUGCACUCACUUUUCCAAGUCUAUUCCUUCCACUGAUUCUUCUCUUUGUGUGUCAGUCCUGUUAGGCAAGAGAAGAGACAAAGAGAGACGUCAAAGCAACGAGUACUCCACUUUUUUACGCACUAAAUAAAUCCGAAAUAUUUUAAGGACUCUCGUUCUCUCUGCAUUUAGGAAGACAUUUUUCCAAUUGUAUUUCAAUAAGAAUUUUAAAAUUAGCCAUCUUAGUCACAAGAAAUACAUGGUCCAUCUACAUUAGGGCCCGACCGAUGUGGAUUUUUUGGGGCCGAUACCGAUUAUUAGGGGGGAAAACAUCCGAUUACCGAUUAAUCGGCCGAUUUUUCUUUUCUUUUAUGAAGUUAUAAAAAUAUAUAUAUACUGUAGAUAUCUAUAGUGCAGUAUACUAUAAACUGUAGAUAUACUGUAGGCUACUGCUCCUCAUGCCGACAGGAAGACCGACUGAUCAAACUCGGACCAGAAAAGCAUUUUCAACCCCCCACCCCCCACUGAUCGGUGCCUCCGUGUCUUGACUCGUGUUACUCAUUUCCGGUCCGGUCUCAUCUGGAGACAUUUAGCUGCCUCAGCAAGAGAAGUAGCUCGAUCACGUAAUGAGUACUGUUGUUUAUUCUACAGUUACUGGCACAGCUAACAGUGUAGCAAGGCUAAUAGCAGGUCGCUGCGCCAUCUACAGGAUAAGUUGGGGAACUUUUGAAAUGGCGAAAUGUUUUCGAAGUGAAACCAAAUCUUAUUCUUCGCAUUCUUAUUUCUAAAAAUAUCGUCGAAAAUUUGGCGAGUUUGGCCGAUUACCUAUUUGUCUCAAAUGGGCUGAAAUAGGCUCAUUUAAUCGGCUUGCCAAUAAAUAAAUCGGUCGGGCCCUCAUCUUAAUGUUCCAAACCAUAAAAUUCUCUUUUUGGUCACAUUUUACUCACCUUCUUUAAUAUUUAGGUGGUAGAUUUACAAACUUUUCAUGUUCCAGGUUCAACAAUGCCGACUACGUCACAAACAGUCUCUUCCUGAGUGCCUUCAAAGUGGUCUACUACUGCCUCUUUGCUCUGCUCUACGGCAUGGCCGGCUCCUGCAGCGACCUCAUCAUGGUCAACUCUUCUUGGACUCUUGACCACAUCCUGUCACUGUGGCGCGCUCCAAACCGCACCAAUGUGGUCUACCCGCCCUGUGAUGUCAGUGCCUUCCUGGACAUCCCACUGGAGGAGGACGGGGACAAGAAGUGCCACUCAAUUGUCUCCAUUGGGCAGUUCAGGCCUGAGAAGGACCACCGGCUGCAGAUCAGAGCGUUCAAGAAGGUGUUAGACCGCAGGAGGGAGGGGGCAGGGGGCAGGGAGGCUCUAAAGCUGGUUCUGAUUGGUGGAUGCAGGAACCAGGAGGAUGAGGACAGGGUGCUGUUGCUGAGGGGGCUGUGCCAGGAGCUGGGUGUGGCAGACAGGGUGGAGUUUAAACUAAACAUUCCUUUUGAAGAGCUGAAGAAAGAGAUGGGAGAAGCCACUAUCGGGCUGCAUACCAUGUGGAAUGAACACUUUGGGAUAGGUAAUUUAUCCAUCUCAGGUCUUUUUAAAGUGUGUAAAAUGGCGUUCUACUUGGUUAAAUUCUCUUUUUUUUCCCUUCAAGGGGUCGUCGAGUGUAUGGCAGCUGGAAAAGUUAUCCUGGCACACAAAUCGGGCGGCCCCAAGCUGGACAUCGUGGUCCCGUUUGAGGGCGGCCAAACAGGCUUCCUAGCUGAAGAUGAGGACAGUUACGCAGAGGCCGUUGAGAGGAUCCUGGCUCUGCCGCCUGAAACCCGUUUGCAGAUCAGAAACAACGCACGACAAUCUGUCGCUCGCUUCUCAGAUCAGGAGUUCGAGGCGUGUUUCUGCGCUGCUGUGGAGCCUCUGAUGGCGACACUCGAACGAUGAGAAGAGGACUCGCACUUUCCUGUGUUAUAUUAACAAUAGAGGCUGUUUGACUCUUUUAGCACCUUUACUUUGAUAAACUGACUGAAGCACUGGCUGGUUACAGAAACAUUUGGGAAUGUAUUUUUGUAGGGUUAACAGAUGGGGAAAUAUAAAAGGGAAAAUAUCUUUGCAGUUAGUGAAUUUAGCUGCUGUAAAUUUUGCAUUUUUAGUUUGGAUUUUUUUGUAUAUACUGACUUAUCCUGUAUAUGACAGAUACAGUUUUACAGGAGACAUUCCUUGGUAGAGUCAGUUUAACAGUAGCGGUUAAGAAAAUUAAUAUGUUAAGUAAUAGAUGGAGGAGGUGGCAUUGUGUGCAGAAAAAAAUGUAAAAUUAUUAGAGAAGAUAAAUAUUUGUUGUUUACAUACCUGAAAUGUGAAGUAUUUUUGAUAUCGCAGAUGAAUGUAAAAAAAUAAAUGCUAUGGGAUGUUGCAGUGGA